AAGGGUCAAGAGGAGGUCCACUCUAAAGAGCUGAAGGUGAAGCUGCUGACUGACUCAGUGAACAGUUUCAUCUCCAAAGCCCCUCCAGCUGCCCACGAUGCCCUCAAGGCAGAGCUGGUCGUGCUGACCGCUAACUACCAGAGACUCUGCAGCCGCCUGGACGGCAAGUGUAAAACCCUGGAGGAGGUGUGGGCGUGUUGGUGUGAGCUGCUGUCCUACCUGGAGCAGGAGAACGGCUGGCUGGACCAGCUGGAGCAGAAGUUAGACGAGACAGAAAAGCAUCCCGGGAGGAGCAGAGGAGCUCUGUGA
Molecule: messenger RNA, 309 nt
Organism: Oncorhynchus gorbuscha (pink salmon)
Lineage: Eukaryota; Metazoa; Chordata; Actinopteri; Salmoniformes; Salmonidae
Product: dystrophin-like
Exons: 2
Biological process (GO): synaptic signaling
Cellular component (GO): plasma membrane
Source: RefSeq, a predicted model, not a curated record